AUGCUGCCCACGCUGCGCCGUCUCAGCGUGCGCGUCCCCUCGCGCGCUGCUGCGCUUCGCAGCCGCACCCUCGUCGCUACCACGACGACGCCGGCGAGAGGAGCAGCGCAGCCUGCUGCGCUCGCCCGUCCAAGCAGUGUGCGUCUGCUGCACUCCGAUGUCAGUGCUCCCUCCUCUGCCUCCCCUACGUCCAUCGCACGUCCACCACUGCCCGCCAAGAUCCUCAUCGCGAACCGCGGCGAGAUCAGCUGCCGCAUCAUGCGCACCUGCCGCCGCCUCGGCAUCCGCACCGUCGCCGUCUACUCCGAGGCCGAUGCUCGCAGCAUGCACGUACAGCUCGCAGACGAGGCGUACUGCAUCGGCCCUGCUGCCAGUGCUGAGUCGUACCUGCGCUCGGACCGCGUCAUUGAUGUGGCUCUCAAGACGGGCGCAACGAUGGUCCACCCGGGCUACGGCUUCCUUUCCGAGAAUGCAGAGUUCUCCGCAGCGCUGCAUGCCGCUGGCCUGACGUUCAUCGGCCCACCGGCAUCCGCCAUCACCUCGAUGGGCUCCAAGUCGGCCUCCAAGGCCAUCAUGCUUGCCGCCGGCGUGCCCUGCGUGCCCGGCUACCACGGCGACGACCAGAGCGUCGAGACGCUGAAGCGCGAGGCCAAGAAGGUCGGCUUCCCCGUGCUCAUCAAGGCUGUCAAGGGAGGAGGUGGAAAGGGAAUGAAGAUUGUCUGGAAGGAGGAGAACUUUGAGGAGGAGCUGGGCAGCGCCAGACGAGAGGCGCAGAAGUCCUUUGGCGAUACCGACGUUCUGAUCGAGAAGUACCUGCAGCGGCCUCGGCACGUCGAGGUGCAGAUCAUCUCCUCUGCCCCGCCGCAUUCGCAGCAUCUCGCCAUCUCCUCGCGCGACUGCAGUGUGCAGCGCCGGCACCAGAAGAUCAUCGAAGAGGCACCUGCGCCGGGCCUGUCUGACGAGCUGCGCAAGGAUCUGGAGGACAAGGCUGUGGAGGCGGCGCGCGCUGUUGGAUACGUCGGUGCUGGCACAGUCGAGUUCAUCAUGGACGCCGAGACGGGCGAGUUCUUCUUCAUGGAGAUGAACACGCGCCUGCAGGUCGAGCAUCCCGUGUCGGAGAUGAUCAGCGGCAUCGACCUCGUCGAGUGGCAGCUCCUCGUAGCCUCCGGCGGCGCUCUGCCGUUGACUCAGGCCGAGGUGCCAUGCGUGGGGCACUCCUUCGAGGCGCGUCUCUAUGCCGAGGACCCCGCCUCCAACUUCCUCCCCGACGUCGGCCAUCUCGAGCAUCUCUCCUUCCCGCCCGAUCUUGCCUCGCCCAGCGCCACGCCCGCAGAGAGCCGCGGUCUUGUGCGCGUCGACACGGGCGUGCGCACUGGAGACGACGUCAGCGUCUUCUAUGACCCGAUGAUCGCCAAGCUCAUCGUGCACGGCAGCGACCGAGCCGAUGCGCUGCGGCGCAUGCGUCGAGCACUCGAGCAGACGCACAUCGUGGGCCCACGCACGAACGUCGACUUCCUACAGCGGCUCUGCGAGCAUCCUGCCUUUGUCUCGGCCGAUGACCUCGACACGGGCUUCAUUGCGCGCUACAAGCCUGACCUGCUCCCGUCGCCUCCGGCACCUGCCGCAUCGACGUUCGCCUCCGCCGCGCUCUUCCUCGCGCUGCGCGAGCAGACGACAUCGGCCAGCGGCGCAUUCGCCUCGCCCGCAUUCGCCGCGUUCCGCCUCAACACCGCCCAGCCCGUCGCGCGCAGCUACUCGCUGCGAGCGCGUGCGGCAGCCGCUCAAGAUGGCGCAGAGGCGAGCGAGGAGAAGGUGGUGCAAGUUUCGGUGCAACCUGCGGGAGAAGCGGGAGUGUUCCACGUGCGCGUGCUUGCCGAGGACAAGACGACAUUCUUCCCUGCCGUCUCUGCAAGUCUGCUAGAGUCCGACCUGCUCACGCAAGGUCUGGUCGCCUCCGAGUCCGACGAAGCAGUCGUGCCGGCCCCACAGAGAAUGGACGUGUUUGCCGAGGGCAGACAGGUCGAGCUCGAGCUCGUGGCGCCCGAAUGGCUCAAGGAGCUCAAGGGCGGUGCAGCGGCGACGAAGGGCAGCGUCCGGAGUCCGAUGCCUAGCAAGGUCGUGGAAGUGCGUGUCUCGGUCGGACAGCACGUCGAGGAGGGUGACGUCGUCGUGGUGCUCGAGGCGAUGAAGACCGAGCAAGUGCUGCGUGCUCCCCGCGCCGGCGUUGUCGCCAAGAUCGCGGCCAGUGCGGGCGAGAUGGUCGGCGAAGGCGUGGAGCUCGUCACGUUCGAGGAGACGGCUGAGGAAGCACCUGUCGACGGUGCCGCACAAGCACAGCCAUCGCCAUAG
Tilletiopsis washingtonensis is the source of this 2349-nucleotide messenger RNA. RefSeq lists its product as hypothetical. The transcript has 11 exons. Gene Ontology annotation, cellular component: mitochondrion. The record is from RefSeq and is a predicted model, not a curated record. Gene Ontology annotation, molecular function: ATP binding; metal ion binding; methylcrotonoyl-CoA carboxylase activity. Lineage: Eukaryota; Fungi; Basidiomycota; Exobasidiomycetes; Entylomatales. The coding region runs from base 1 to 2349 and encodes 782 amino acids.